GUGAAGGCAGCUGUUCAGCGCGCUGGCCCAUAUUGGCCGUCGGAGAGCUCGACAACAGUCCUCGUCGCCAGAGAACUAUUCCAUCCCACACUGUCUCAACAAAGUCCCCAAGCCGGCUGUUGGCUCUUCUGCACAAAGCCCAUGGCAGAUACCUCCAACAUUACACUUGGAGAUGCAUCUAAACUGCUAUGCGUAAAUUGUCGUCGCUCAAGGCAUGUUGUGGGUGUCUGUCCGGAGCCUCUCGGUCAACGAUUUCAGAAUCAAAACUGGGCGUACUCUUCUGAGCGCAUAGAGCUGCUUGCAAGAACACGGUACAACCUCGACGCAGAUUUAUGCCGGCGAUGCUCAGCACUGGACGUGUUGGCUAUGUUUGAGGGCACGCUGGCCUGGAACGAGCCUCUCUAUCCAAUUCCCGCUUCUGUGUACUCGAAAAGUCCACAUCACCGGAAUCUGGGCCGCGUCGAGAACGUCGAGUUUGACGAAGAUUGUCCACUUAGUGUCGGUCUUUUUGCACUGACACCUCGCCCCCACUCGCUCGACCAAGAAGUCCAUCUCAUUAUCGACUGGACUAUCCACCGGCUCGAACGACUCGUUGAGGUUGGAGCUCACCAGGAGCAUUUGUUUGAUAAGUGCCUCAUCGCUGAUCUCGCCUUUCCAGCAGAGGAUCUGGCAAUCGAUGAGCAUGAAGGAGAUGCCUUGACUAUCCUUCGUGAUCCUGCAAAUGGUCUACCGCUUGGAGGCCUGCUUGUUGACUCGGAUCAUGUUGAUUUGGACCUGGUCAGAAGCUACAUGCAGACAUGCGCCAGUCAUCACGCUUUGUCUUGUAAACCCAAAAUACCUGGACAACUUGGCAACUUCUCACUAAUUGACAUCGAAGCCCGGAAAUUGAUAGCCUAUCCAUCAUCACCCUGCGAUUACUUGGCCUUGAGCUAUGUCUGGGGUCCUGUCCGGGUCCCCAAGAUGAACGCCGAUGGAACGAUACCCAUCCUACCCGCUACGAUCGAGGAUGCACUUAGUCUAACUGCUAUGCUCGGCAAACGUUACUUGUGGGUUGACAGCAUUUGCAUCGACCAAACCGAUGAGGAGGAGAAGAAGCGACAGAUUCCUUUUAUGGCUGAUAUUUACCGUGGCGCCUACGCGACUAUCCUCUUACUCUGCGGCUCUUCUGCCGAUGAUGGAUUGACAAGAGUUGGAUCCCGGAGGGCACCUCAACCACAACUAUCAUUCCAUGUCGAUAAACAACGGCUUGUUGGUCUUAUGCCCACCUUGUCAAGGCAAAUUGCUUACACCGUAUGGGGAACACCAGCUUGGACCUUGCAGGAAGCACUCCUGUCUCCGCGGUGCAUCUACAUCACUGAUCAUCAAGCCUAUUUCGAAUGCAACGCGAUGCAAUGCAGUGAGUCAAUUGAUGUAACGAGGUCAUGGAUCCACAACUCCGCGAGAGACCUCGAAACAAUGCGGGACAACCGCGAAGGCAGCAAACACGGCCACGGCACCCUUCGCAACACCACUCUCGGGCUUGGACGGCCUCAGGAUCCGAUGAUGGCCUACGGAACGCUGAUUGCUCUGUACUCGUACCGCUUCAUGACCUACCAAUCAGACGCCAUCAAUGCCUUUGCUGCCAUUCUUCAGCACCUCACCGAGUUCGUCUUCGACCACGGGUUUUACUAUGGUCUUCCUGAAGACGACCUCAACUGGUCAUUGCUAUGGUGCGGGCAGGACCAGCUGCAGCGACGGCCUGGCUUUCCGGCCUGGUCCUGGGCCGGCUGGGAGGGGGCCAUCCAUCCGGGCUGGCCAUCCGAGGUCAGCGGUCCCACGCAGCCAUUCUGGACCCAUUUCCACGCGUGGAAACUCCACGACGGUCUCCCAAAGCUUGCAUUUCCUCACCACACGAAAAUGUCGCAAGAGAAUGUUUUCACCGUCGAAACCGCCUUCGAUAUGGACCCCGUCCCGGUGCUGGACCAUGAUCUGCUCCAGCAAGCCUUGGCCUCCGAUCACCGGGACAGCUGUCUGCUCCUCGACUGCAUGGUCUGGCGAACCAGUAUUGAACUCCUAGAUCACGUUCCGGGUUAUGACUACGGACCUUUCCGUUAUUUUGCGAUCCGAUUGAACCGUGUGAGACGCUUGGUUCGAGCACCGGUGCCGUGGACGUCGUCGACAGAUGUCGGCCGACACGUGCCAGGAAGUGGAGAGCCUGCGACUUUCAUUCUCACCGGCCGUGACACCUGUUAUAUCGAAGGGACGACUUGGGUGGUACACCACUUCCUGCACGCCAACAUCACGAGCGAUCGAGAGGCGGUGAGGCGGGGUGUCAUGCAUUUGCUGGUGCCUAAGAGUCGGCCUCGGGCUCUUGACGGCGUGGUCGUGCGGCGCAUGAGUCUCGUGCUUAUCUGACUCUGUUCUGAGCGCCAAGGGAAUGCUCAAACCCAGCUUGUCGCACGAACUUCACAAGAAGUCUAGUCGCGCCUUCAAGGGAAAAGAGGGCAGUGAAGGGGGCGUGGUAGGGAAGGCACUUUUACAACCUUUUUUAAGCGAUCACUCACUCUGUGACGAGACGAUCGGGAACUAAAGUCUCAACCUACAAAAUGAGACAUACUGGCUAACUGACAUGGCGACUUAGCUCAUGAGCGGUAGUGAUACAUCAUACCAGUCGAUCUAUCAUCGAAUUGGACCACAAAUUCCCAAAGGAAAGGUUUUCUGAAGGGGUUUACCCAAUUCUUUUUAACCAUGGCUGGCUGGAUAUUAACCCUGGGGCCUUUUUCUACUGAGACCCUCUCCAUCUCUAUCGUUUCUGCCCACACACAAUGUAUCUGCGAAACCCCGUUUAGCA
Messenger RNA from Cladophialophora immunda, 2830 nucleotides. RefSeq lists its product as uncharacterized. Bases 142 to 2394 code for a protein of 750 amino acids. NCBI's taxonomy places the organism in Eukaryota, Fungi, Ascomycota, Eurotiomycetes, Chaetothyriales, Herpotrichiellaceae. The record is from RefSeq and is a predicted model, not a curated record. The transcript has a single exon.